CUAGAUUCUAAGACGUCAUUGCUUCGGAACAGGCCACGAGAUUAUUUAAUAAUCUAAGAAUCGAGAUGCUGACGUAUUGGUGACAGAACGAUCAUCCUAGUGAGCCUCACCAGCUUCAUGUAGGUAGGUAGGGACUUGUUUAAAUUCUAGGUAAAUCAUCCCUCAUCUUCUGGCCAAGUAAAACAAAUUCAUAAACAAAUUCUACUACAAAAUUUAAUUCUCUCGUCGCUAACCGAGAGGGAGAGGAAAAGCAGAGAAAAUGAAGUCGAUUCUCAAGCUCCCCCGCCUAGACCCAUCUCGAACCAGUCGGCAGCAUGCCACUUACCGAGGGGGUAGACGACCUAUCCCAAGCACCCGAAUAACAACAACCCGGGCGCCCUUCGCGACAAGCGCAGCACGCUAUACGGUGGUGGUGGUAGACCAGACGAAGAAGUCGAACGACCCGUCCGCGGAGCAGAAGGACGAACAUCGCGAACAGGCAACGAAGACGGCGUCGUCGGGGGUCCAAGAUCGCGGUCACCCCGCCAAGCAGCCGGAUCCACAGCCUAGCCCCAGCAAGUCCACAGGCGUCAGAUCCGAAGGGCCCGGGUCGAAGGCGGGAGAAGGGCCAGACCCGGAUGUGAGCAAGGAGAAGGCGGCUGGGGCGGGACAGCAUACGGGGUAGGAAUAGGCUAGUUUAGGUACCUUAGGUAGUAAUGGAUAUAUUAGUUGGUCUUAUAGGGAGUAUAUCUCCGUCUAUAAAUAUACAUACAGAUGUGAGAGACUCAUCAUCAUGAUAUAUAUUAGGUUAGGCACCCAGGUAGUUAGCUAGAGCGAAAGUGUGUUCUAUCCUUUACGAGCAAAAAAGCACUUUACCUGACACAUUCCAGAAAUAUUCGGAACAUGCGGGUGAGAAAGAAGCGUGUAAGAAAAAGAAAGAAAAAAAAAAGCUGUUAUUUGUAAGGAUUCACAUACGUAAUGGUGC
Daldinia caldariorum is the source of this 964-nucleotide messenger RNA. RefSeq lists its product as uncharacterized. The transcript has a single exon. The coding region runs from base 260 to 664 and encodes 134 amino acids. NCBI's taxonomy places the organism in Eukaryota, Fungi, Ascomycota, Sordariomycetes, Xylariales, Hypoxylaceae. The record is from RefSeq and is a predicted model, not a curated record.